GUGGCUUGUGAGUUUGGCGGAGUGCUGGCAAAGUCAAACAUUUUGUUGUGCAGUCGCUGCGAAGAAUCAUAUGGAUGGACUGCGCGUUACCUCGAAUGGCUACGUGUGAACCCUACGGACAGCAAUGUUGUCAGCUCCUACGCAGCGCAACUGUACCAGCUGAUCAGCUGGUGGAUGCUUGUGCAGGUAAAGGUUCUUGAGUCGGGUAUCUGCCUCACGUGGCGGAUUGUAGUUCGUUGUUUGCUGAGUACACUAGCCGGUAGCCAGUAUCUGCCUCACGUGGCGGAUUGUAGUUCGGUGUUUGCAGAGUACACUAGCCGGUAG
This is a messenger RNA of Eimeria acervulina, 324 nucleotides long. RefSeq lists its product as hypothetical. Lineage: Eukaryota; Apicomplexa; Conoidasida; Eucoccidiorida; Eimeriidae. The annotation marks the transcript as partial. The transcript has 4 exons. The record is from RefSeq and is a predicted model, not a curated record.